GAGGAUGUUACCGAUCCCAAAUCUCCAGAAGAGGAGAAGAGGAACCACUGCCUGUCUGAGCCUGCAGAUGGUUACAACACAGUGAAGAGCGUUCUCACCGUCCAGGAAUAUUUUGCCAAGCGCAUGGCAAAACUGAAGGGAUCCCCAAAUGAAGCAGAAACAAAGGUGGAUGACUCCUGCCCAGCAGCUGAUGAAGGUUUGGAGCCUUCAGAAGAACUAGAAACCAAAGCCAAAAAGAAAAAGAAGAAGCAGAGGAGAGAUGAGGCAGAGAGUACAGAACGUUGUGAGAAACCCAAAGUGAAGCAAUCUAAGAUAGGGAGCUUGAAUGGAAAGGAACUGGACGCUUCAUUAAAUGAGUGUCACUCGGGGAAAAAGAAAAGGAAACAUAAAGAGGGGAAACACGAUGAGGAAAACAUCAGUUGUGAUGAAAAUACGGGCAAUGGAGAAGUUUAUACAGGAACAUCUGAUGGGGAAGAUCUCAGCGUGAAGGACUGUGAGGCAAAGCAAAAGAAACGCCGUAAGAAGAAACACAAAAGGCAAAAAGAGGAGACAGACGAGUGUAUCGAAGGAGCGCAGAGAAAGAAAAAGAAGCACUGCAAGAGCAUUUAA
This is a messenger RNA of Mesitornis unicolor (brown roatelo), 609 nucleotides long. Its product is annotated as PIN2/TERF1-interacting telomerase inhibitor 1-like. The annotation marks the transcript as partial. The transcript has a single exon. The record is from RefSeq and is a predicted model, not a curated record. Lineage: Eukaryota; Metazoa; Chordata; Aves; Mesitornithiformes; Mesitornithidae.